Messenger RNA from Danaus plexippus (monarch butterfly), 1309 nucleotides. Its product is annotated as protein krueppel-like. Gene Ontology annotation, biological process: regulation of transcription by RNA polymerase II. Gene Ontology annotation, molecular function: DNA-binding transcription factor activity; RNA polymerase II cis-regulatory region sequence-specific DNA binding. Lineage: Eukaryota; Metazoa; Arthropoda; Insecta; Lepidoptera; Nymphalidae. Bases 168 to 1073 code for a protein of 301 amino acids. The record is from RefSeq and is a predicted model, not a curated record. The transcript is spliced from 2 exons.
GGCACGACGCACUCGCUCUCGAGACUUCGCGACGGAACAUGCUCACAGUACGAGCGCUUUGAAACAGUUUUAGACGCUUAGAAUCAAAUCCUUCGAUAACAUAAAGACACGGAAAGACAAUUCGGUUGUGGUGGAAAUAAAUGCAUUACACGUGAAGGUGGUGUGAGAUGGCCCUGUCGCUGCAGUCCAACCAGACCUCGCGAGGAGUUUCUGUAAGAUCACUAUCAAGUAUGAGGGAGGAAUCGUUGCCGAUGUUGGCUGAGCGUAUACUAGCAAGCCGUGCUGCUGCUUUAGUGGCCGGUCUACCUGCGGAACUAUAUUCUGGAGCAUUACUAGCAGCUUGGCCACCGUCACCGCCCGCCCCCUUAUUGCCUCCACCAGCUCCGGAAAUAGAAAGAGCAAGGAAACGACGACGAACGCCGAAACUAGACGAUACAACGUCCCCUGCCCCACCAUCACCACCGUCCUCUGGUUCAUCACCAGGAGCUACCGACCCACCGCGAGAUAAAUUGUUCACUUGCAAAGUUUGUUCGAGGUCCUUCGGAUACAAACACGUCCUCCAAAACCACGAGCGAACACACACUGGUGAAAAACCAUUCGAGUGCGGAGAAUGCCACAAACGGUUUACUCGUGAUCACCAUUUGAAGACACACCUUCGCCUGCACACUGGCGAGAAGCCGUACAGUUGUCCGCAUUGUCCACGGCACUUCGUACAAGUCGCUAAUCUGAGAAGACAUCUUCGGGUUCACACAGGAGAGAGACCCUACGCCUGCGCUCGCUGUCCAGCUCGAUUCUCAGACUCGAAUCAACUCAAAGCUCAUGCUCUGGUACACGAAGGUGACGCCCCGUUCGCUUGCCGAUGUGGAGCGAGAUUCAGGAGACGACAGGCUGCAGCUUUACACCGCUGUCCGAGCGGUGGCUGCGAGCCCGGCACGCCAAGCCCUCCAGCCUCGAUCGCCCCGGAUUGGCGCUGGGACGACUGGCCGGAGCAAACCGAGCCAGAAGAUUUAUCUCUGCCCCGAAGACCGGCGACUCCGGAUUCGCCGACUGACUUGCGGGUGCACGCGGCGUAGUGGGUGCGUACGUAAGGCCUAGCGCCUCGCGACGCUGAGCCGGUAUACGAGUUCCUCUCAAGUAGUUCCGCGCUGGGGCAAUGAAAGUCGUUGUCCUCUCACUUGGUGUAUUUAAAUUUCAUUAUAUUAUUAUUCACACAAGCUCCAAAGAUUCGAUAGAAAAAAAUGUACCUAACGGUCGCCUAUUGCCAUUUUUUCGUAUUCUUAGUAAGCCUACUGAAAUGCUCUUGUUAGUU